Messenger RNA from Oncorhynchus nerka (sockeye salmon), 2478 nucleotides. Its product is annotated as sialoadhesin-like. The coding region runs from base 25 to 1800 and encodes 591 amino acids. The transcript is spliced from 8 exons. The record is from RefSeq and is a predicted model, not a curated record. Lineage: Eukaryota; Metazoa; Chordata; Actinopteri; Salmoniformes; Salmonidae.
UUCCCUCGGUUGUGUCUGUUGAGCAUGCUUCUAGUCAUUGGUCUGGACAGAAUGCUCCUGCUGUGUACUGUGAUCUUUGGCUUCUGGAGGGACACCCAUGCUGUGUCCCCCGUGCCCUCCAUUCCAAACCGUGUCCCUGCCUUGGUAGGCUCUUGCGUGGUCAUCCCCUGCUCCUUCACUCUUUCAGCCUCUCCUUCCGCCCUGGGCAGGCAGGGGAGAGUGGUGGGCGUGAGGUUGCGCUACAAGACUAGUCACAUCUCCAUCCUGCAGAGUACAGCUUUCAGUACGGACGACAAAUCCACAGUCAACAGGGAGUUCCUGGGCCGGACAUCCCUACGGGGAAACACGGACGAUGGAGACUGCUCUGUAAUGAUUGACAGGGUCCACCUGGCUGACUCCAAUGUUUAUGAGCUGGCGUUGAAGGGCCAUGGACAGAAUGACUGGGGGAAUGCGAGGAGGGUCAACAUCGUUGUGUCAGAGUCCCCAGAGCUCCCAGUGAUCAGCGGUGUGGGGGCAGCAACAGAAGGACAGAUGGUGUCACUAAACUGCAGCAUCAGUUACUCCUGUCCCUCCCAGGCCCCCACCCUCCAGUGGCGGUGGGAGAGAGGAGCUCAGGAGAAAAGCAGCGAGUACGGGGAGCUGCAGGUACUCCAGCCCCAGGGCCAGGGGCCUACACUACGGACCUCUCUCACCUUUAUCGCAUCGUAUCGCAUCAAAUCCAGAAUGAGGUGUGAGGCAGUAUAUCCAGGAGGAAGAAGAGUAUACACCGUAAAGGAGCUCCAUGUGACAUGUAAUCCCUCCAAAGAUAUCACAGUCCAGGCCCAUACCUUGACUGUCCAGGAGGGGUUGAAUGUGUUACUGGCCUGCUCCUGUAAAGCUGACCCGCCUGUGACAGAGUACAGGUGGUCAUACACCCAACAUGGGCUAACUGUAGACCUUCACCAUCGCACACACACAGUCCGGGUGUACAAUGUGACCCGAGACAUGAGGGUCCGCUGCACAGCCCAGAACCUAAUUGGACGGGCAGAGUCCAAAUCGACUUCCUUAAACAUUCAAUACAAGCCUGUCAUCCUCCAACUCUCCUCCUACUGUGUUGUGAAGGGGUUGGAGGUUCUGUGUCGCUGUUCUGUGGACUCCAACCCCCGGCCAGGCGUAACCUGGAGUGUCAACGGUAGUGUUCCACCAUACAGUUACAACACAUCAGUAGGCUCAGAGAACGGUACACUAACAGCCAUGCUGAGGGGCCACAUGGACACUCCACUGAGGAUAGUCUGCUUCGCCAUUAAUGCACUGGGCAACGACUCCCACACACUGCUUCAGGCAGAGGACGGUUCUCUGAUGUGGAAAGUGAUACCUGCAGUAUGCAUCUCUUUGGCCACCUUCCUCCUCUCUCUACUUCUCCUGUUCUGCUGUCGAAAGAGUUCAGGAAAACGUGUGCUGACCUGCAGACCUCCGGUGUAUCCUGGGGACAUGGGUAUCUACCAGGAUCAGAUGCCCCUCUACAUCAACUGCACUGAGGUCAACAACAUCUACACCAAUGGCAGUUACCAGCUGGUUUACCAGAACUGCACCCCUCUUUUCGUCCGGACCAAACAGACACAUCCUAUGGGGAGGCGAGGUGGGGAGAGACGAGGUGGAGAGAGGAGAGGGGGAGAGAGAAGAGGAGGUGAGAGACGAGGAGGGGAGAGAAGAGGGGGAGAGAGUCAAGGGGGCACAGUGGACAGAGGAACAAGAGACAGACAAAGCCCCGCCUACAAUGACAAUAACACUGAAACAGCUAUCUACUUGGAGAUCAUCUGAGUUCAUCUCUCAGUGUGGUACGUCAUGGAUAGCUCUGGUCCAGAUCAUUAGUACUAAUGGCUUGGAUCAGCGUUAUGUCAUGGAGUGGAAGAGAGCUCUUACAGUGUAUAACAAGACAAGCAUGAACAUACUGCUUGACUGAUAAUGGCACAAUGAUAUGGUAUCCACUUGAUAUAAUUUUGCAUGAUUAUACAUACAGUACCAAGUAGUUAUGUGGCACAUUUAGAUUAUCCUUCUCUCCUUUUUAAUGAUAUAUAUAUAUAUAUAUAUAUAACUUUUGUGUGAAUAAUUGUAGACUUAAUAUCCCUAGCUACUUCAUCAGUGCAUAUACUUGAAGAUAAUGGUCCACACACAUUAUUAACCUAUUUCAUGCAUUUAGCAUCAUUACACAUAUGUCUGUAUAAUGAUAUUCUAGAUAGGAUGAACAGGAUUGUAUGAUGUAAUGAUGAUAAAGGUGUUGGACACACCUCUCUUAUAAAACAAUCACUUUUGUAUAUGUUUUAUAUAAAUGUGCCUCUCUUCACCUCCCAGCCUGACCCUGUACUCAAGAGGAUUGAUCGUUACUAAAGCAAAAAAAGCAAUUUGUCACUACACUAAAAAGCUAUUUCAUAUGCUGCCAUAUGUAUGUUCUGGUUCUAUAUUCAUGUGACAAAAUAAAGCUUUUUUCUGUGCUUUUAA